Messenger RNA from Sclerotinia trifoliorum, 1422 nucleotides. The record is from the annotation of a GenBank genome assembly. NCBI's taxonomy places the organism in Eukaryota, Fungi, Ascomycota, Leotiomycetes, Helotiales, Sclerotiniaceae.
GUUCUUACUUGAAAUAUUUGUUUAAUUCUUUGCUCUGCGAAGAUAAAUACCAUCAUGGCCGAAAUUCGGGACGGUUUAGACUGCCAAAUCAUACGUCCUCAAUGUUUCUGGCUGACAACAGACACAGAUUAAUGCAUUACACGACUCUUUCGAAAAGAUAGUCGCCAGUUACAAUGACCUAAAUCAUGUAUCGGCACGAAAUUCCUAUUUUUCAACCCGAGAACGAUCAUUUCCCCCAGCGCGUAGUUUCGCCAAGGACGAGUGCCGAAGUUUCAAUUAUAAUGAAGUACUCUUAGAGCAUAAAUAAAUUUACAGUUCCAGGCUGCAAAUAACAUUGAAUGCUGGAGCUGCGAAUAUUGAAGCCGGGGUCACGAUUAGCCAUCGAGCCAUGAACGAGGCGAAAGUCAAUGAAGAUGGAACAUGGGUUUCAAUCCGCGGUGGUGCAAAAUGGGGCAGUUUAUCUGUUUGGUAGGUCUUGGGAAUAGCUACGAGAUGGAAGAUUUGCUGACUUCUGGGUUGGAGGAUUGAAAACUGGAGGUACGAGAUAUUAAUUUUAAUCAUUGUCCAUUUUCGCCGAAGAAGGGAACCUAGGAGGCAUCUCUUUUUUCAGCGUAAUAUAAGGCUCAGGUGUGACAACGUCAUAAACUACGAGAUUGUCCUCGCGGAUGGCAAAAUUGUAAACGCUAAUCAAUCUGAUAAUCAUUAUUUCUUGGGGCUCCAAUAAAUUUGGCAUCAUGACACGUUUCGGCAUUCAAAUUUUUCCACAUGAGAAUUCUACGGUGGUUGCACCGUCUUUGAUAUCUCUACACUUGACGAUCAAUUACAAGGAUUUGCAAAUCUCUUUAGAAACUUCGAUCCAUACGCCGCAAUUAUGGUGAGCAUAUCAUGGAACUACUGGGGAAAUGGAUAUUCAAUUUCUAACAACCUAGAGUAUACGGAAAAUGACACAAAUCUGGAGUCAUUGAAGCCAUUUUUGGACACAAACCUCAUUAUAUGAGUACGAUGCGUAUACGAAAUGGCACUGAUUUGGCGACCGAGACUGGAAAAUAUGCUCUGUUUGGCUUGCGGCAAGGUGUUAUCCUCGAGUUCUAGCUGAGCAUGGAGAUUUUAACUACAAGGCAGGAACCAAUUCGCAACUUGUACCAUUGGAGCAGGUCUGAAAAUGCUCAAAAUCGUCCAUUCGAUCUGGAAAUCAAGCAUACCACCAUUUCCACUGUCUACGGAUAAAUUGGGCUGUGACAAUCCGACACUUUCCCAUGCCCACGCUUAGCAAGUCACAAGGAGUGAAUUUUCUUGGACUAUCGACCUCUCCAGUUUCCUUGCCCUAUUUCUCCUGUCUUAGAAUUGGGAAAAUAUUGAGGAUGAUGGGAAAGUAACAGGGUCUGCCAUGAAAUUAAUUUCAAAUGUUGAUGAAACGGCCAA